Messenger RNA from Symbiodinium necroappetens, 625 nucleotides. Lineage: Eukaryota; Dinophyceae; Suessiales; Symbiodiniaceae. The record is from the annotation of a GenBank genome assembly.
AUGGCCGUCAUCCUGCGUCGCCUUUCCUCCUCCGUGGCCCCGAAGGGCAUGGUCCUUCGAGCGGGCAGCUUGCCUCGGCAUUUCUCCUCGUUGCAGAGCAAGGUGGAUGACUUCUGCAAGCAUGUGGAGCUGCACCUUCCAAAGGAUGGAAAGAAGGUCGUCUUCGCAACAGCCUGGCUUGCAACUGACAACGUGUUCGUUGCCCUCAUGAGGAAGCACUUCCCGGAGGUUUUGAACGGCAUGAACCUCGUUGCCAUCGACACGCUGCACCUCUUCCCGACCACCCUGGAGUGCGCCAAGUUGGUUGAGGAGAAGUAUGCCAAGCAGGCCCUUUGGAAGUUGCCAAAGGGCAUCACGACGAAGGACGAGUUCAUCGCCAAGUAUGGAGACUGCGAGGAGCUGGACUCCGCCGACUUCGACUUCGUGAGCAAGGUGGAGCCUUUUCAGCGAGCUUUGGAGGAGUGCGAGAAGGACAUCCUGAUCACCGGCCGUCGAAUGGAUCAGGCUGCUCAGCGCAUCAAGCUGGAUGUCUGGGAGGAUCAGAAGCGCACUUUGAACCCAAUGGCGAACUUCAGCUGGCAGGAUAUCAUCGACUAUGUCGACAAGGAGGGCGUCCCUGUCAACG